Rhipicephalus sanguineus (brown dog tick) is the source of this 8931-nucleotide messenger RNA. RefSeq lists its product as uncharacterized. The transcript has 19 exons. Lineage: Eukaryota; Metazoa; Arthropoda; Arachnida; Ixodida; Ixodidae. The coding region runs from base 527 to 3523 and encodes 998 amino acids. The record is from RefSeq and is a predicted model, not a curated record.
GUUCUGCCAGGUGCACGGCGCGCGUGUUGGGCCAGGUGGCCCGAGCGGGUUUUGCGCGCGUCUCCUGUCGAGUUCGUGCGUUCGCUCGCAGCCAGCGGCCGUCGCCGAGUUGACCGGGUUCCGUUUCUGCGAUUGUGUGUCGAACCCCAAUCUUUUGUCCGCGCCUGCACGGGUCGUCAUCGCGCGAAGGAGUGACGAAACGAAGACAUGUCAAGCUUUGCCGUCAGCCCGUCGCGUCGGCUCUGAGUCGACGUGUGCAGUGUUCUUCCCCGUGAGUUGUGCCAGUGGCCGUCGCUGUGGUUUCGCCGGCAGGCCGGAAGUUGUGGCUCCUCUGUUUUGUUGCACGGCGCUGCUGUCAUGGCGGUCCGCGAUACGGUGUAGCGUGCGAGACGUUUCGGAUUGACCGUGCUCUUCCUGCGAGACGGCGGCGUUUUGUGGUUCAUGGCUGUGGCGUUCCUCGUCGCGACCCCGCCGUAGUUUAGCGGGGCCGUCGGCUUAACCCCGCCAGGAAUACCGUCUCUUCGCCAUGAUGUCCGGUCCUGGCCUGGACUGGACUGCCGUGGAGAAGCUGAUGCAUGCCGACGAGGAACGCUUCGAAGAGGCCGUCAGUUCUCUCAGCGUCAGAGAGCUGUUGGACCUGGUGUCUGGCCUCCAGUCAGCCAUGGCCGAAGAGCAACGGCGGUUUGAUGCCCUGGGAUUGCAGCUGCAGCGACUGGGUGCCCAAGGCGGUGAUCCAGAGGAGCAAAGGGCACUCUCUGCUGCAUUGUGUGCCUCACAGCUUCGCCUCGCACGACUGUGCACUCGCAACAUGCGGUGUUUCGCGCAGCAAGCUAUCCAAAAGAAGGAGGGUGAAUCUCGUAACACCAGUAGCAGUGGCAGCAGUGGUGGCAACAGGAGUAUUGGCAGCAGUGGCAGCAGCAGCAAGCGGUUGCGGGAACCUUAUCGCGACCAGGGCUCCACUGAGCUAUCAACAUCGCCACUUAUCCGGCGGAACCUUCUCGACAUCUCCGACUUCGAUGAGGUGGAAGCGGCCUUUUCCUCGAUGAUGGAAGACGGCUCUUCUUCCCAAGAGGUUCUGUCCACACCUUUUUCGGCUCAAGAGGAAAAUCACGUUGACAAUGACUACGACCCGAAAGAUUUCGUUGUGCACAGAAACACAUUCAUCACAACCGAAGACUACCACUCCGAGGAUUCAACACUGCCUGGCAGCAGCCCUCAACCGCUGGUGCGCGAGGCCUCAAGCGACGUGUCGGACGACGACGAAGGCGACUACCAUCUGCCCUACGACGAGGAUGAGGAGGAGAUGCAGCAGCGAGGCUACGACUCUCGGCACCAUUAUGCCUUCUACCCAGAGGAGACCGAACUCGAGGUCAUCCCCGAGGAGGAUGAAGACCACGCUAGCAACUCCGACUGCUCGGACCCAAUGGGUGAGCGGAGUCGAAUGACUGAGCACGAUUCAGGCGUGACUGAUGAGCAACACAGCAGCGGCAGUGAUGAUGACCGGAGGCAUGGCAAGCGGUCAGAGGACACUGACAGUGGACUGCAUUCGCUUCCGUGGACACGAGACUGCGAUUCAUCGCGUGGGAGUCCAGAGACCAGCCCCGACACCAGGGAACGCCCCGAGAUCAAGCACACCACCAAGCCCGAGCCAAAGGCCGAAUCGAAGCUAGAGUCGAAGCCAGAGCAGAGGCAAGCAUCGAGGCAUUCGAGUGAUGUGCCACGAGCUACUGUGUCCAUUCAAUGCAAUGGUCCGGAUUCCCUUCGCAAUGUUCUCUCGGCACAACAGAACGAUUCCUCUCCGAGAGGCCCCGAACUUCUCAAGGGUAGCCGACUGGCCGAGCUUAUCAAGAGCUUCGAACAAGUGUCGGUGACCACGACAAAUGGUCAGUCACUCCUGCCAUCACGUUCAACAACCACCCCCACAUCUCUACCCGUAUCAUCAUCCCCUGCCACUGCUGCGAUGCUGACCGUGACUGCAAGGUCGCGACCUGCGGAAACUGUCACAACGGUAACGGUGAAUCAUGUCUCUGCAAACAACUCUCCGUCGUGGACGACCAACGGUGGUACAUUGCCUGUCACACCUGCGCACAUUGAUCCCUCUGUCGACGAAGAGCUGUUGCCAAGGAGCUCAACCUUAAUGUGGAAUCCCACUGACCUUCUGAAGGAACUGUACAGAAUCGAAAUGCCUCAGCAGGGUUCACGGGACUGCGGUGCAUGCAUCAAUCGUGAAGGAUACUUGGACGUAAUGCCUUCCAAUCGCAAGAAGGCCACCUACUGGAACCCCUGGAGGCGGCGCUACAUGCGACUACAGGACGGAACACUCUCCUGCCUCGAGCAUGACAAGUCAACAAAGCCACUGGUGAAGAUGCAAUUGCUUGGUGGUCAGGUUGACACCCUCGAGAACCACAUGAUUGGCAUUGAUGAUCGGACGCGUAUUAUAUUUUCAGCGGCUCUACCAACAGUCUACUUCCCAUCAGUCUGCAGUACAGACCGAACUACAGGCAAACGGUACUUUGGCCUGGAUGCUGUGAAGCCAGAAGUGCGCCGGAAUUCGCAGCUCAGCUUUCCCCUCUUGCCAUCGGCAAAAAUUUCGAAGUACACAAUAGACGUGGAUGGACUUCCUGAGCUUAUGAACAAGAUCUUCCGUGACCUGGGCAUCACAAAUCCUUCAGAGUACAAAGUGCAGCUGUGUGUUCCACGCAGCCUCAGCCUGCAGACUCAGGCAGCCCUCGCUGAAGCCCUCCUCUCUCGUGUGGGUGUCGGUGCCCUGAGUGUCACCCACCAGGCCAUCUGUGCUCUGUACGCUUACAACACUACAUCGGGGGUGGUUGUGGACCUGGGAGCACGCAUCGACAUCCUGCCUAUUGCGGAUGGAUACAUUGUGGAAGGUGGUGUAUCUCGGUUGCCUCACGGAGCCCAGCAGUUAACGCAGCAGUUGCGACAAGCCCUCGCCCAGAAGCAGCUCAGCUUGUUUGGAGAGUUGGAGUUGUACCUGGUGCGUUGGGUGCAGCAGCAAGCGUGCUACGUGGCACCAAACUACCGAACAGAACUCAAUGCCUGCCACUGUGAUCCUGCUGCCUACGAGUGCUGCUUGCCUCUGGGACGUUUCUUCCAGCCACCUGCACCUCACAUGGAGGCCCGCUUGGACCUGGGGCGGUUCCAAUGCCCGGAGGGUUUGUUCCGGCCCGAGCUGUGGGGCCUAGACUGCCCGGGCCUCGGCAAGCUGCUGCAGCGUGCUCUGCAGGAGUGCUCACUGGACGUGCGUCGACAGAUGGCGCGUUCUGUGUUCCUCUCGGGAGGCCUCUCGCUGUUGCCGGGAUUGCCUCAGCGGCUGCAGACCGAACUGGACGCCCUCACUCCAGAGUCUCUGCAGCCCAAGGUCCACGCUUCUCCCUACCGUGUCCACAUGGCCUUCCUCGGGGCCAGCACCAUGGCAUCGACAUCGGCCUUCGAGGAAGUGUGCGUGACACCGCGCGAGUGGAAGCAGAAAGGUCCAUCGUGCCUCAGUAGGUGGCACCUGUGAGCAAAAAGAAAGAGUGAUUAUCGUGUUUAUAAGAACUUCGCCACGCAACAUUCAAUUGACAACUGGCCCCUUGUGCCCAUGGCACGGGUAAACCUGUGCCAGCUCUUCCAAUGUCCAAAAGUGGCAGUCACGCAACAGGUGUGGAGGCAAGUCGCUGGAAAUGUCGUACAUUGUGCGCCUUGCUUGUCGCCGACUGCAACCAGUUUUCUCAUGGCGGACGGAUGAGAAAAUACUCCAAGUCCCAAGUUGACAGAGUCCUAAAGCAAGUACAGCCACCCCAUGCGAUGGCCGUGAAUCAUCGAAAGCAGAGGGUCAGUUGAGCAGACAGCUGUGCACUCAGAAGCCUCAGCUUAUGAUUCACCUAGUACUGUGGCAGUUGAACAACUAUGCUCUGUGGAACUACUGAGGCAUCUCAGUGUGUUUCGAUCACUGUGUUCGGUGUAUUGAGAACGUUCUCACUGUGGCAAAGGCCUCGGGUACAGCAGCUUCAGUGCCUAAUAGCUUUCACAUUGCCAGUUGCUUCUUGGUGCAACUCGAAACCCGAGAGAAAUGUUGACAACACGAGUGAAAUUGCAUGCAUUGCAGAGCAGCAUGUGAAUUUGGCUGAUGAAUACACUGCUGCAGAUGUGGCUACCUUUACUUGAAGCUGGUGCUGCCUGCCAAUAAGAUCGUUAAAAAGUUCCCUGCAUGUUACUUUUAUCUUCAGUGGUAGAUGCACAAAAGGGGUGCAUAAUUUGAAAGACACCUGGGAUAUUUUAGCCUCUUUCAACGAAGGAGUGUUGAUGAAUGUUUAAAAGCAGCCAGCUAGUUGCUGGUGCACAGCUGCAGACCAGACCAGUCCAGUGUUUAGAAAAGCUGUAUGUAUUUUCUGUUUCUGCAUUGUCCACACCUAAGUUGUGUAUGGCGUUCAUUGUCAUUUGGCAGUGACUGACAAGUGUGUGGUUGGUUUAAGUGCCUUGUAUGAAUUUUUAGGAAGUAAAUUGAUUAGGCGGUGAAUUUUGAAGCUGUAGUUACAAAGAAGAAAAGAGCCCCGUGCCUUUCUGUACAUCAUCUUUCCAAUAUUUUUUUAUGUUUGACAAUUUAAAGUUGUCACAUUUGUCUCUGUGUCCGCAUUCCUCCUAGUAUGUAAAUACUUCUUUCUUCUAAACCAAGUUGGAAAGUUGUGACGUCCAGAGUUAUUUUAGGUACUGCUCAUGUAGUUGUUGCGACGUUUCAGGCUUCGAUUAUAACAUAGAAUCAGUACUUAAAUGACUGCAGCGUAGAAUAGAAAAUUAUCCAAGAAAAUCUGUAUGUCCCUAAUUUAUAGUGUUGGCGAAAAUUUCCUCUUUGUCAGAAAUCAUUGAGUACGUCUGAUGUGAUGCUUAUUUGUUGACUCCUGGCGCACAAAGCUGUUUUCCAAAGUGACGGAAAAGUGUAAAUUCUUUCACCAAGAUCAGCAUCGCAAUUUGUGUGGCAGAUUUCCACCUGUGUUCAUGCGCAUUUAAUUUUUUGGGUUUGCUUUAUUGGGUGUGCACUAUUUUUUGAAGAAGCUGUAACUCUUUUUCUUCGGCUCACACAUUUUGUACAGAUGCCACUGAAGAGGCAUUUCUUUUCCAAUGUCCACUUCCUCAAAGUUUGCGGUUUCACCUAAUUUAUAAUUCCUAUUCAUUUUUCUGUGUUGGCUACAGCAGGUCCCAUGAAGUAAGUAUAAUCGUUUAAAUUGGCUCUUGUCAUGAUAUAAUCAUUUCUAGAGCGUGAUGUGCUUGUACAGUAUACGAGUGCUUGAAUUCCUCUUGUGUGUUGCUAUUGCCUGUACCAAAUGUUCUUAAAUCUCUUCCUGGAAAAUGGUAAUUCAGGCCAUGUAUGUAAAAGGGAGCAAAAAGGGUCAGACCGUUCACAACUUGUUGCACCUGUUUCACCAUGAAGUUCUGGUGUAAAUUAUGCUGGUGUUGUCAUGCUUGACUGGAAAAGCAUUAAAACAUGGAUGAAUAAGGUUAGAGUUGGAGCCUGUGGAGGGCACGAGCCUUUAUUCAAGGGCCCAGCAGAUAUGUCUGAUAUUGUGCUGGCAACCUGAAGUGCAGUUGAAUAAUGUGCCUUCUAAGCAGUGACUUUCCAGGCUGUGCUGAAUUUUUUACCGUGAAAGGAAAAGUUCAUUUUGUUCUCUUUUUUCCUGCCAAGUUACUGAAACAUUCCAAUUAUAAUUGUGGGUAUGAUAUCUACAGCUAACUUGCCAUUUGUGUCAGUUCUUCCCAAUGUGUGCAGUCCUUUCCUAAAGUUUCUAAGCCAAUUAAUUAGAGAGAAGCUGCCAACAGAGGAACACACAGGGAGGCUUUAGUGGUAAAUAUUGUUCGCAGGAGUUCAGGAAUGGGAACACCAGUGUGUCUUUUAACCUCUGGGGCUUUGGAGGAACAAAUAUUCUACAGGGGACCGCAGCACAUUGGGUCAUCUCUAUAUUAAUGUGUAAAUAUUUGAAAUAUAUUUGUACCGAAAACGUGGAACCCCACGGCGCCUAUCAACAUUUGGCUGCCGUUAACUGCUGCACUGUAAAAUAUGACACUACAGAACAAAUGUCAAGCAUUUGCCAUUAGUAAUGUCCAAAUGUACAAAUAUACAUGAUCCAUCAAGAAAAUAUGGCAUCUCUAAGAGCAGCAAUGCUGACUUUGAAAGAAUGCAGUAAUGGUUCUGGUCCUUGCAUUUUGUUGCGCUUUUGCUCAAAGAAACAGAAACUAAUGCGGAAGUACGAGCUACUCGGUCAUUUGAAAGUUCACACCCCAAAGAAUGAAAAAACAACAAGUUCGCAUAGAACAGCAUGAGCAACGACUUCCGCGGAUUAUUUAUCGUGACUUUGCAUGCUGUUGCGAAAAACAGUGGUGAGGGGCUAAGAAAUUGUGUUGAUACAAACAGUUGUAGUUCAUGUGGUAUGCAAGCCAAUCCUCGACUGAGAUGACUGAAUUUUCUGACAAGACGCACUUACACCUGUACUCCUUAAUUGCCUCGUUGAUUGAAAAGGUCUUGAAGAUUUCCUUUUUAUUGCCUGGUCAAUAAAAGUACACAAAAGACUCAACUCGUUGAACGCGGGGUAGGAAUCUGUGACUACUGUUAAACAAGUUAUCCAGCCCCUUUAAUCUGCUCAUCAAAUGUUGUACAAUGCUCUUUCAUAAAUGCACCUUCCUGUCCACUCAGUGUAGCACAUUUCACAGGACUGGAAUCCCAUACACCAUGCCUGUUCUCUAUCUUUUGGAGGCAGUGGAAGACCUCAUGUACAGGACUCAUACACCAUCUCAUCAGAGUGAAUGGUGCAUUAGUUGAACUGUUCUGCAGCUGAACGGCACUGGUUCGACAGGGUUUCACUUUGAUUCCAGCUGCAAAGUCGCAUGUCUGCAGAAUAGCUGCCUUGCUUGGCCAAGUGGAGAAAGUAAAGUUAUCUCAGUCGAGGCUUGGAAUGUGCAUGGAGAAAUUCACAACUGCUUUCUUUUCAAUACAAUUUUUUCCCCAUCUCUUGCCACACUGUUUUUCUGCACCAGCAAGCCAUCCCACAAAAGACAGUCAGUUGUAGAGAGUGCUUGGCCUCUUCCUGUGUGUUCCUUGUCUAAUGCUUUCUUUGUGGUACCAGUACACUUGACAAAAACCAUUCUGAAAAUACCACUUAUUAUCAGCGUUUGCCACAGAGCUGCUGAAAAGAGGAAAUGAACAUCAGUGUCCAAUCUGAGAAGUUCCAUGUUAUCACAAGAUAAAACAGUGCCUUUCAAUGGAGUCUUUCAAUGGGAAUAUUGUGUUAGAAGCCCCUGUCGCCUGCUGUGGACUCAAUGGUGCCUAGAGGUCAUGCGAAGUAAUGUUCAACUGCAUAUACACUCAUUGUUGACCUUAUUUUAAUUACUGAUACUUCAAACAGUUUGUGCUAGUUAAUUUGCUGACACAAGGGCAUUUCAUCAUUCAGUGACGCUUAUAAGGCACCACUAGCAGUGGCAGCACGUAUAAAUGAAGAAAGCAGUUGUCGGGGGAGUGACCCAAAAUUUGUUCAAACCAUUGGAAUGUGUAUACUGUAUGCCAUUUCAAAUUGUGAGAUUUGCCCUAGAUAAUAUGUGAUAAAAUGUAUGAGUGAGAUUUAAUUAUUCACUGAAUUACCAGUCCAGACCUUGAUUCUUGUGAGUACGGCUUGAUAGAUCCCUGCGGAAGGUCAUGAAGCAUGAUACCUCAUUGAAGCAGUGGGGAAUUCUGUCCAUUGGAUUAGCCAGCUAAACUAAGUCAGGCGGUUGCAAAAAAAAGAAAUCCUCAGAACUGUGAUGUCGGAAUGAGUAACUAAGCCAUGGCUCUUGCUAUACUGUAAUCCAAGCAGCCAUCGACCUGAGAUGUGAUGGUGGUUUGUUGUCCCCGAGGCAUUGUGGGUGUGGUAGAGUGCGGUCUGUUAGAUGAAUCGCUCGUAGUGCAUUUGAUACUUUAGACAAGUGGCUCCAACAACUCUUCGUGACUGAGCCAGACAUGCAUGUUGCGACAUGGUAGCUGCCACAGUUGUUAAAUUGCAACUUGAAGUAGAGUGUUCAUACAAGAAAGCAAAUUAUUGCAUGGAUGGAUAUUGUCAGAAUGGGUCAUUGCAGUCCAACUCAUUCACUGUGCGGUUUCUCAGACAUUCAAAAGUUGUGAAGAAGGUGACGUUUUCCUUAAUUGAAGCAGCAUCCCACUUCCAUACACUUUACACCAGAAGUGUGUGAUUCAGUUAAGCUUGCAGCAUCAUUUCAUGUCGUCAUCAGUGUGUCGUCCUGUUUCCUUCGUUUCUCUGUGUUGUGGUUUUUUCCGUGCUUUCUACAGAUGUGAAUUGAGUCAAGAGGCCAAUUUAAGGAAACAGCUAAUUUUCCUAUAUUAUUUGUCUUGUGAAAGGUAUCGUCCGAGUUUAGUAUAUUGUGUUCUGCUUUGUCUUUCACAUUGUUUCGUGUGAAGUUCCAUGCUAUAAAGAAAAAGCAGGAAAGUUGGACCCCUUCAAUGGGCAGGUAUUGGCCCAAUAGCAGUUUUAUUGUUCGCAGUCGCUACUGACUUGUUCUUAGAGAUGCAAAGUUUGCGAAGUUUUCACACUCAUGACACAUGCUUUUACUAUGUCGCUUUACAAUGUAGCCGAAAGAGCGGCUCAUAACAUUACCUCCCUUGGGGUGUUGCUGCUGUUGAUGUGUUAUUUAAUAAUUCCAGUGUUCUUUUGUGACAAUUGCUUUUUUAGAUGCGAAUUUUUUUUUCUUUGCCCUCGUUUUUCACGUCGCAAAGGCAGCUGAAGUUCAUCGAGGGCAGCAUGUUAGUGGGCCUAUUUUUUCAGUCAUGAAGGCUUUUGAAUAAUUGUGUUAAUAAGUGCAUUAAUUGCUAAUAUUGCCUUGUCAUACAGAUUGUGUCAAAACACAAAAAUUUUGAAUGUUAAAUAAUACUUGAAUAAAAGAAUGUUCACAAAA